Molecule: messenger RNA, 992 nt
Organism: Perognathus longimembris pacificus (Pacific pocket mouse)
Lineage: Eukaryota; Metazoa; Chordata; Mammalia; Rodentia; Heteromyidae
Gene: Il15
Product: interleukin 15
Exons: 7
Coding region: 200-688 (162 amino acids)
Biological process (GO): immune response; positive regulation of cytokine production; positive regulation of T cell proliferation
Cellular component (GO): extracellular region
Molecular function (GO): cytokine activity; cytokine receptor binding
Source: RefSeq, a predicted model, not a curated record
CGCUCGCCACGCCGCCGGGCCUGCAGCUCCCGCAAGCUGCGGGGUUGGGCAGCAGCCUUGGGCCCCGGGACUGGCGUCCUCCUGCACCUCAGAGCGCAAAGGUCACCACAAGGAGGGAUUCUGGAUGGCUGGCUGCUGGAAGCCCAUCGCCGUAGCCGGCUCUUCUUCAAUACAGAAGGACGUAGACUGGCAUUGAGUAAUGAGAAUUUUGAAACCACACCUGAGAAGUCCUUCCAUCCAGUGCUACUUAUGUCUACUUUUAAACAGUCAUUUUUUAACUGAGGCUGGCAUUCAUGUCUUCAUUUUGGGCUGUGUCAGCGCGGCUCUUCCCGAAACAGAGGCCAACUGGGAUGAUGUAAGACGUGAUCUGGAAAAAAUCAAGGGACUUAUUCAAUCUAUACACAUUGAUGCUACUUUAUAUACCGAGAGUGAUGUUGAUCCCAGUUGCAAAGUCACAGCGAUGAACUGCUUCCUGCUGGAGUUGCAAGUUAUUGUGCAUGAAUCUAGAAACGAGACCAUUCAUGAGACAAUAAACAACGUCCGCGUCCUGGCCAACAUCAGCCUGUCUUCUAAUGGGAACAUCACCGAAUCUGGAUGCCGAGCAUGCGAGGAGCUGGAGGAGAAAAACAUUAACGAAUUUCUGCAGAGCUUCGUGCGUGUUGUCCAAAUGUUCAUCCACCCUUCUUGAUUGCCGGGGCUCCUCGUCGGUGCUUCCGCGAUUAGCGAGCAUCUUCCCGCUGUGGAGAGGCCGCGGCCUGCUCUGUGCUUGGACGGUGCUCCCAGAACCAGUCCUCCCGGCAAGGAAAUGACCAGGACUGGGCACCCUAAGACUGCUUAGGGAGGGAGACCGAAGACUAUCUGAGUAACGUGCGGGCUAGGAGCUUUUCUCAGACUUAGGUUGCCCCUUUGUGUUUAAUUUAUUAUCGACGUUUUGUGUGUUUGUGUUUGUAAUAUAUUAUAAAGAUGUUGAAUAAAAUGAUACCUGUCUUAUC